ACAUAGGAAGAGGUAGCUGCAUCUGGGAAACAGUAAAUAGGUACAAGUCCACAUGGAAGACUCAGGCCUGUCCAGCGGUGUUGAUGUGGACAAGGGCUUCGCCAUUGUCUUUGUUGUUCUUCUGUUUCUAUUCUUAAUUGUGAUGAUUUUCCGGUGUGCCAAGUUGGUGAAGAAUCCCUAUGAGUCAAGCUCCAUAGCCACAGAACCAUCGCUGAACUGA
Molecule: messenger RNA, 220 nt
Organism: Perognathus longimembris pacificus (Pacific pocket mouse)
Lineage: Eukaryota; Metazoa; Chordata; Mammalia; Rodentia; Heteromyidae
Gene: Ctxnd2
Product: cortexin domain containing 2
Exons: 1
Coding region: 53-220 (55 amino acids)
Source: RefSeq, a predicted model, not a curated record